CUGUUGUUGGUUAUGCCUCUAUUAAUUUAUUUUUUUUUCUGUACAUUCCUUUCAAAGCCUUAGAUGCCACUUCUAUAACAUCAAUAGUGAAAACAUAAAGUCAAGCUAUAGCCCCCAAUUAUGGCCAAUGAUACUACUGUAGCGCCACUUCUAACAUCAAGAGAGAACAAUCACGAAAAUGAUGAGCUCCAAAGCCCAAAAUUCAGACCAUUUUCACAUGGUUCGUCGUCUAAUAAUUCAGAUGAUAUCAAAGAAAUCGACGGAGUUAAAGACUUAGUUCGAGAAUUUUCCGCAGAAUCGAAGAAACUAUGGAACCUUGCUGCUCCAGCCAUUUUCACUUCCCUUUGCCAAUACUCAAUUGGUGCCAUAACUCAAGUAUUUGCUGGUCAUGUUGGUACCAUUCAACUAGCUGCUAUCUCUAUUGAAAACUCUGUCAUCGCUGGUUUUUCUUUUGGCGUAAUGUUGGGAAUGGGAAGUGCACUGGAGACAUUAUGCGGACAAGCAUAUGGAGCAAAGCAAUUAGAAAUGCUCGGAACUUAUAUGCAACGAUCUUGGAUAAUCCUCACCUCUACCGCUUUAAUUCUACUGUUCCCUUAUAUUUUUGCCACGCAACUACUCAGAUUCAUCGGUCAGACUUCCAAUAUAUCAAAGUGGGCAGGUACAUUUGCCAUAUGGAUGAUUCCACAAUUAUUUGCGUAUGCACUAAACUUUCCGAUUCAAAAAUUCUUGCAAGCUCAGAGCAAGAUUAUGGUGACAGCUGUUAUAGCGGGGUUUGCUCUUGCCGGACACACUUUGUUUAGUUGGCUUUUGAUGCUCAAGUUAAGGUGGGGACUUGUGGGUGCGGCGGUGGUGCUGAACAGUUCAUGGUGGUUCUUAGUGGUGGCUAAGUUGGUGUAUAUAUUUAAUGGGGCUUGUGGAGAAGCUUGGUCUGGAUUUUCUAUGAAGGCUUUUCAAAAUCUUUGGGAAUUUGUUAAACUAUCUUUUGCAUCUGCUGUAAUGCUCUGCUUAGAGAUAUGGUACUUCAUGGCAUUAAUUCUUUUUGCUGGAUACCUCAAGAAUGCUGAAGUGGCCGUGGAUGCAAUUUCUAUUUGCAUGAAUAUCCAAGGGUGGACAGUUAUGGUAGCCAUUGGAUUCAAUGCCGCAAUAAGCGUAAGGGUGUCAAAUGAACUCGGUGCAGGGCAUCCAAGAAGCGCAAAAUUCUCAGUAAUGGUAGCUUCCAUCACAUCUUUAUUAUCCGGCAUCUUUCUCUCGACGAUUCUACUUGUUUGUCGGAGUUGGUAUCCUCCAUUCUUUUCAAACAAUGAACAAGUACAACAACUUGUCUAUCACCUCACUCCUAUCUUAGCAACCACCAUUGUUAUUGGAUGUCUUCAACCUACUCUUUCUGGGGUGGCCAUUGGAGCAGGGUGGCAAGCUUAUGUUGCAUAUGUGAACAUAAUUUGUUACUAUUUGUUUGGUAUUCCAAUAGGUCUCAUACUUGGCUUCUUCUUUGACAUUGGCGUUAUGGGUAUUUGGUUUGGGAUGCUUGCAGGUACAACUGUUCAAACUGGUGUGUUAAUCAUAUUGAUCCUUCGAACUAAUUGGAACAAGGAGGCUUCCCUUGUUGGACAUAGGAUAAAACAAUGGGGAGGAGAUUCAAGGGCCAAAGAAAUUGAUGAACGAUAGAAGAAUAAUGUUUUGUUCGUUUCAGUCAUGACUACUUCGUUUACUAAAAAGAAACUAAGAAUAAGCUUUUCAUCAUGAAAAUUAAAUCAAGCCAAGGAACCACAAGGUUUCUUAUGACAUUUUAUGUGUAUAAGUUGGAAUUAUAUUGGAAGCAAAAUCUGUAGUUGCAACAACUAAACUUCCAAUCCAACUUGAUUUGUUAGGAUGCCUAAUUUGGAGAUCUUUUUAUGUUUUAAUUUCUUUUUAUCAUGCAUUCUAAUUAGGAAAAAUUUAGACUUAAAUAUUGUCUUUAUAAUUGA
Solanum lycopersicum (tomato) is the source of this 1964-nucleotide messenger RNA. Its product is annotated as protein DETOXIFICATION 29-like. The record is from RefSeq and is a predicted model, not a curated record. Gene Ontology annotation, biological process: xenobiotic detoxification by transmembrane export across the plasma membrane. NCBI's taxonomy places the organism in Eukaryota, Viridiplantae, Streptophyta, Magnoliopsida, Solanales, Solanaceae. Gene Ontology annotation, cellular component: vacuolar membrane. Gene Ontology annotation, molecular function: xenobiotic transmembrane transporter activity; antiporter activity.